AUGACGACAACGGCGGAAGUUGUCAAAACUGAAAAAUGUCCAAAUCACGUUAAUUUAAAUUGUGACGUGAAGGAAGUACGUGUGACUCCAUGUCCGGAAACGGAACAAAACAAACCCUGCCUAGUUAAAAGAGGUAAAAGAGUUAAAAUAGAAUUCGAUUACACGACGAAUGGAAAUUACAGCGAUUUAGAAACUCGAGCCUAUUGGGCAUCUGCAACUGGAGAUUUACCCUGGAUAGGAAUGGAUACGAACGGAUGCGCGCACACCGAAUGUCCGACACAAAAUGAAAAAUCUGAAAAAUUUUUAUACGAUCUUAAAAUUGGAAACAAAUUUCCAGUCAGACAGUAUGACGUAAAAUGGCGACUCUGGAAAGAAGAUUCCAUGGAAUGUUGCUUUAUAAUAAAAAUUAAAUUAGUCAAAUGA
Molecule: messenger RNA, 423 nt
Organism: Pediculus humanus corporis (human body louse)
Lineage: Eukaryota; Metazoa; Arthropoda; Insecta; Psocodea; Pediculidae
Product: Epididymal secretory protein E1 precursor, putative
Exons: 3
Coding region: 1-423 (140 amino acids)
Source: RefSeq, a predicted model, not a curated record